AUGGUGGUGCAGGUGGAGCAACAAACCAUACCUGCAGCCAUCAGGCUCUAUGUGAAGACAUGCAGGGCUGAACUGGAACCAUCAAAUGCCAGUGGCUCUCCAGUGUGUGACCAGUGCCUUCCCCACUACAGCGGCCCACACUGUGACCAGUGCAGCCCUGGUUUCUACAACGCCUCAGGGACCUGUGUGCCAUGCGACUGCAGCGGCAACGCAGACCCUCAGGGGCCCCCCCAGCUCUGUGACCCUAAAAGUGGCACCUGCCUCAGCUGCAUAAACAACACCUCUGGGUCGCGGUGCCAGGAGUGCGCCCCCGGGUUCGUGGGGGACGCCAGAGCACACAACUGCACCCGUCUAAACCCUCGACUGAUUCCAGCACCAGCAGAGGUCACAACCAAACCCCCCCCGCCCAGUGGCGCUUCCCCAACGUCAUCUCUCACCAGCACCACUUCCACCUCCACAGCAACCAAAGGCAGGCCGGCUCUCAGAUUCAACGAGGUUGACGACAACGCCUCGAGCAGCAGCACCACCCAGGCCCUGCUGACCAGCUUGAGCAGCCCCACAGAUAACACCACAGCAGCCCUAACCGAGGUCUCAUGGACGCAGUUUAACAUCAUCAUCCUGGCCGUCAUCAUUCUGGUGGUGCUGCUGCUGCUGGGCUUCGUGGGAGGCGUGUACACCUACCGGGAGUAUCAGAACCGCAAGCUCAACGCCCCCUUCUGGACCAUUGAGCUGAAGGAGGACAACAUCAGCUUUAGCAGCUACCAUGACAGCAUCCCCAACGCAGACGUGUCCGGCUUGCUGGAGGACGAGGCCACCGAGGUGGCCCCCAACGGUCAGCUGGCCCUCACCACGCAGGCGAACAACUACAAGGCUUAACGCCCCAUUCAGCCUCCACUCAGACUCCUAGAUUUACAGACGACGUAAAGCUGCUGGAUCAUACCAAAUCUACCGCUCCUCAAUGUGUGACUGCUUCUGUUACCCUGCUCCUCUGCAGAAAUCACUACUCCUGGCAAACUGACAGAAAACAGACGUUUUGACCUGAAUCAUCGCCCUCUUUAGAUAUAUUUGAUUGUGAAGUGGGUAAUUGGUAAAAAUGGUUCCAAUAUAAUGAGGUUGAAUGAGAUUCAGGCCUGCAGAGGUCGCUGUUGUACUGUAAAUGUAAAAAGGCGGAGGACUUGGAGCAUUUCAUAGAUUUUUUUUUUCUUUCCUUUUUUAAAUGGACUCCGGACAGUUUAAGUUGACGCUGAUCCCUUUUCAGGUGAUCCUAAACUGAGACAAUGAUUGUUAUUUAAUGAAUUAUUUUUAUUCUCUUUUUUUAUUUAUUGGUUCGUUUUUAUUUUUGGGAGAAAAUGCUGCACAUUUCCAAGGCGUUUCUUUGUGGUGUUUUUAAAUCUGAUGUGCUGUUGAACGGUAUUAAUCACUCGGCCGUUAUGUUUCCAUGUACAGGUGUGCUUUUGGAGAGAGCCUGAGUAAAUUGACCUCACCUUUUUGUUUAUAGCUUCCUGUCUUUUUUUUUUUUUUUCUUGAAGUGUGCCAGCUAACUUGAAGUAUCUGAGAGGAGUGUUUCUCUUAAAGAAACAAUAGUCAACUUUUACAAACACCCAAUGUUGGGUGCUGCAAGGGGAAAUGACACAUCUUGGGCUUGCGUAAAAACACCAAUAACACUCUAAUCUAAUCUGCUCUUCGCUGCCUACCUCAGCAAAGACAAACCUUUCAAAAAUUGAUUCACAUUAAUGUGGAGGGUGGGUGCGUGACGCAAAUGAUAAGGCCAUUUAAUGUCUAGAACAAACAGAACUCCAUUGUUGAUCCUGUUGUCAUGGAGCCCACUACUUCCUUCAACCACUUCCAGGGUUGUUGCAUCAUUAGGAGCAGAGAGCUGUAAAAAUCCUGGAUAUAGAUCUUGUGGAUAUGGUGUUUCUGAGACGGAUGUGCAUCUUUUUAUUCUGGUGAAUGAGUAAACCCAAUGGUGGAAGUAACUCCUCAGGUACUGGCUCUCUCCCUAAUGUGAUCACUGUAAAUAGGAUUCUUAAUGUACAGCUGAAUGUGAAUAGUAGCACGAUUAUUGUACAGCUAGGAUAUUGUGUGUGCACUGUCACUCAACAAGCUCUGACCCUCUCUCUGGGUGUGAUGUUGCCGUCAGCUUUUUUAAAAUUGUUUUUAUUUCCUACUUUACCACAUCGGCGGUUGGAGCUCCCAGAAAUCAGAACCGCAACAAUGCAACUGUAAAUAAGACCUGAAACUCAGAGCUCAACUCUCAAAUAAAAAAAUGGG
Molecule: messenger RNA, 2271 nt
Organism: Cyprinodon variegatus (sheepshead minnow)
Lineage: Eukaryota; Metazoa; Chordata; Actinopteri; Cyprinodontiformes; Cyprinodontidae
Product: multiple epidermal growth factor-like domains protein 9
Exons: 3
Coding region: 1-876 (291 amino acids)
Biological process (GO): axon guidance
Cellular component (GO): basement membrane
Molecular function (GO): extracellular matrix structural constituent
Source: RefSeq, a predicted model, not a curated record